Molecule: messenger RNA, 5130 nt
Organism: Toxotes jaculatrix (banded archerfish)
Lineage: Eukaryota; Metazoa; Chordata; Actinopteri; Toxotidae
Product: oxysterol-binding protein 1-like
Exons: 17
Coding region: 157-2484 (775 amino acids)
Cellular component (GO): cytosol; intracellular membrane-bounded organelle; membrane
Molecular function (GO): sterol binding
Source: RefSeq, a predicted model, not a curated record
UUUGUUGCACAACCUGUAGCAAAGUAGUUAGCAAAGCCGUCUAUGAGCAAAGCUAAUACUAGCGCGCUAACAUCGCUUCAUCCAAUACGACAUGCUGGUUGAAGUCUUGCACGGAAAAGGCUCUAACCUCACCCAGUGAAACCACAAGCUGUUGUGAUGGCAGAACCUAAGCCUCCUACUCCAACCCCUGGAGACACAUACAAGGGUUGGCUCUUCAAAUGGACUAACUACAUAAAAGGUUAUCAGAGACGCUGGUUUGUUUUGAGCAAUGGACUGUUGUCAUAUUAUAGGACCCAGGCAGAGAUGGGUCACACAUGCCGAGGCACCAUCAACUUGGCCACAGCCAAUAUUGCUGUGGAGGACUCAUGCAAUUUUGUAAUUUCCAAUGGUGGAGCACAGACCUACCACCUUAAGGCCAGCUCAGAAGUAGAGCGCCAGCGAUGGAUCACUGCUCUGGAGCUUGCCAAAGCAAAGGCUGUCCGUAUGCAGGCUGAAUCUGAUGACUCAGGUGACGAUUGUCCUGCAGUGCCCCCCACCUCAGGACAAGGUGGGGGCUGCCGUAACACAGAAAUCCAAUCUACAUUACGAACACUGAGCAGCAAGGUGGAGGACCUCACCACCUGCAAUGAUCUCAUUGUCAAGCAUGGGUCUGCCCUCCAAAGGUCUUUGUCAGAACUGGAGGGGAUUCGUGUUGGAGGGGACAUGGGGGAAAAGAUCCGACAAGUUACAGAGAGGGCCACAUUGUUCCGAAUCACCUCUAAUGCCAUGAUCAAUGCAUGUAGAGACUUCCUCUCCCUGGCCCAGAACCACAGUAAGCGCUGGCAGAAGGCCUUACAGACUGAAAGAGACCAGAGGAUACGACUGGAGGAGACUUUAGAGCAACUGGCUAAACAGCACAACCACUUGGAAAGAGCUUUCAGAGGAGCUACAGUUCUCCCCCCUUCAUUCAGCAAUCCCGCCUUAGCUAACAAAGGUGGUGUUUCAGGAAAAGGUGAUGCCAGUGAUGAGGAUGAUGACAAUGAGUUCUUUGAUGCUAUGGAAGACCCAGCAGAGUUUAUAACUGUCCCUGCUGACCCCAAGUAUCACAGGAGAUCUGGCAGCAAUGUUAGUGGGAUCAGCAGUGAGACUGGAAUGGAUGAUCAGUCAGUAAAUUUUGAUGAGCUGUCUUUGGCUUCCAACCCGGAGUCUCCCCAGCCUCUUGAGCUAGAGCCAGUCAGACAAAGACGAACUCGUAUCCCUGACAAGCCCAACUAUUACCUCAAUCUGUGGAGCAUCAUGAAGAACUGCAUUGGAAAGGAGCUCUCAAAAAUACCAAUGCCUGUGAAUUUCAAUGAGCCCCUCUCAAUGCUGCAACGUCUUUCUGAAGACCUGGAGUACUACGAGCUGCUGGAUAAGGCAGCUAAAUGUCAGAGUUCACUAGAGCAGAUGUGUUACGUCGCUGCUUUCACAAUCUCUUCCUACUCCACCACUGUCCACCGCACCGGAAAACCCUUCAAUCCUCUGCUGGGAGAAACUUUUGAGCUUGAUCGUCUCAGAGAUUGUGGCUACCGCUCCCUGUGUGAACAGGUGAGUCACCAUCCACCUGCUGCUGCUCACCAUGCAAUCUCUGAAAAGGGUUGGACCCUCAGACAAGAAAUUACAUUGGCCAGCAAGUUUAGAGGAAAAUAUCUCUCUAUCAUGCCCUUGGGUUCUAUCCAGUGUUUAUUUGAUAAGAGCAACAAUCACUACUCUUGGAAAAAAGUUACUACAACAGUACACAACAUUAUUGUGGGGAAAUUAUGGAUCGAUCAGUCAGGGGAAAUAGAUGUGGUGAACCACAGGACAGGAGAUCGCUGCCACCUCAAGUUUGCUCCCUACAGUUACUUCUCCAGAGAUGUACCAAGAAAGGUGACAGGAGUAGUAACAGAUAAGGAUGGAAAGGCCCAUUAUGUGCUGUCGGGAACAUGGGAUGAGAAGAUGGAGUUUUCCAGGGUAAUGCAGAGCAGCAAAGGCGAGAACGGCACUGAAGGUAAACAGAGGACUGUCUAUCAGACCCUCAAAGCCAAAGAAAUCUGGAGAAAGAACCCUUUACCGGAGGGAGCAGAGAACAUGUACUACUUCUCCUCACUGGCCCUGACACUCAAUGAGCCAGAAGAGGGAGUGGCACCAACAGACAGUCGAAGGCGCCCUGACCAGCGAUUAAUGGAGGAAGGCCAUUGGGAUGAGGCUAAUGCAGAGAAACAGAGGCUAGAAGAAAAACAGCGCCUUUCCCGUCGAGAAAGGGAGAGGGAAGCUGUUAAAGUAGCCAGCUCACCUGAGGAAGAUGUCAUUGAGGAUUCAAUCAAUGAUUCACCCCUGAAAAGCACCCAUCUAGACAACUACCAAGCACUGUGGUUUGAGAAGAUCGACGACCCUGUAUCCGGAGAGACCUUGCAUGUCUACAAGGGGGGUUACUGGGAGGCAAAGGAUCAAGGCACCUGGGACAUGUGCCCCGACAUCUUCUGAUCACAGUUAGAUGAGCCUGUUUCCCUUAGUCGUGUAUAAAUAAGAUGGUAACUGCUACUUUACAUUAGCUAAAGUGGGGAAUCAAGCCUGACAUCAGUCUAUCUUCAGUGUCCGUUGCUUUAACUGACCACCCCACCUCAGCUCCCCUAUUCCAGUAGAGAUUUGCGCAGGAUCAAGGCCAUGUGGAUUUAACUAUCAACAUAGAUAGAACACACACUGUGCAUUGUUGUAACAUUGCAUCUGGUUAGUGUUCAGAAUCCCCUCUCACUGCCUCUCAAACACUUGGUCUUGGUCUUCUGCUUGUUCUCAGUCCAGGGGCCUUGGUACGGCCUUUGAGUUGUAUUUGGCAACAGGCAUAAUUCAUCCAGAUGAAAUCUUAAAAGAUAUAUUUGCUUAGAUAUUUGUGAUCCACUACCUAAAAUGUAAUUUAUGUGUUUGUGUUUGUUGUGCAUUCAUUAUUUUUCAUUAUUUUGCAAUUCAGCUUCCCCAGUGCAGCACCACAACAACUUAAAGUUUAGUCAUACCCAACGUUUUCAGAAGUUCACACAGUAGAUACUAACUACACCAGUUUCAGACCACAUGAUAUGCAUAGAUGGGAAGGCUUCAGUGGUACUGACAAAUGUCAGUUAAGCACUACUCUUUUCUCAAGGACGUAAUUAACGGCACAUUUCAAAAAUGAUACUGAGUUUGCCUUUGGAUUUAUGGUUAAUUAAGGUGCUACGUUAUUCACUGAAGUGAAACAGCAACUAUAGAGAUAUACUAUAUCUACCCAUUAGCCUUUUUUAUUUUUGCACUCAACUAGGCUAUUUCAAAAUUUGUUGGCUAUUUUUUUUCUCCCUGACAUACAUAGCAGUGGUGAAGAGACAUGAAAAUAGUUCAUUAUGGUUAUGCCGCUCCUCCUACUUAAUUUGACCUGAUAAAGUCUGGUUUGGUUAUAUUUCAUAAAUAGGGAGUCUUUACUUUUUUCAGUCUUGAAGAAUAGCAUUUACUUUUUCUAUUCUUUUGUCUAUUUUUUUGAUUUUUUUUGGAAAAAUAAUGGCAUUUCUGUGUGCAGCAUAUAAAUUUUAAUAUGGUAUUUAUUUCAUUACACGUUGAAGCAAAUGUUAACAUAUUGAAUACCAGGAAAACUGAAGUAGUGGUACAAAUCUUGUGUUGACAAUUUAAAAUAUAAAAAUAUUAAUGGCACUCUGGCAAGGAAUUUGGGGGUUCGGGUGGGGGGGUCAUUUAAACCCUGUCCUUUUCCCCGUUUAUUUUUGUUAACCCUAACCCUAGAUUUACACUGAUCAUUAUGUUUAAGAUAAAAUGUGUUAUGUGCUAGUUUACCCUGCUUCUCCAACCCAAGCACAUGAAUUUCAGACUUGUAUUUUCAUAUCUAAACUUUGUGCUCUUGCUUACUAGAGGAUCAGCCAUCAAAAUUCUGUUUUCAGAGUAUAUGUUGAGGCUCACAGUUUGAACAGUUGUUCAAUUUAGAGCAGUCACUGAGCCUUGUGCGGGUUCUACUGGCUUUAUGAUGAUUGAAGGGAUGCGAAAUAUGCGGCAAGUGUUUUUGUCUUCCUGGUUUCCUUCAGACGUAUUGAUCAUAGCUUUAAUCUUGAAUUAGGAUAUUUAAGUCUUUGUGUGUUGCGAGUGAAUAUUUUUAACAGACAGCAAUAAGAGUGCCUCAGUGUGUAUACACCUGGCACAGAAUGAAAUGUGAUGACAGUGUGAAUCGAGAAGGCUGAAUUCUGUCUCUGUAUUUGUCUCUUUUGUUGUUCGUCACUUGAGUGGAAGGACUGUAUGGUUGAUGAAAGUCUAAAUGUAAUUUUUUAUUCAAGUGUACUUAAAAGAAGAACACUAAAAAUGAAGAUCACAGAACAUAAUGUUGCAAAUAUUUCUUUGUUAAUGUAUUAAAUGGUAGAGUAAUUGUGAUAUUAACUGGUUAUGUUAAUAGAGAAUCAAAGUGGUGAUGCACUUUUAAAUUUUUUUUCUUGGUCAUUUUUGUUUACUCAGAUGUGGAUAUCCUAUCCUAUCCUAUCCUGAUACCGUAAGUCACCCUUUACCACCUAGAAAAGCUUUGUAUUUUAAAUUAUAUUAAAUUUUUUUUUUUGAUCUACACUAUCCCUUCCAGCUUUAAACUUAUGCUUUAUACAUCCUUUAAAUAUAUGUCUUGGUACUACAUUACAUCUCUUCAAUUACAGAAUGGGUUUACAGGCUUCUUUCUGUCGUCUCUGUCUUUUUUAAUACAAGAUAAUCUUGAUUUUUAACCAUUGGUCUUAAUUGUGUAACCCCACUAUUGCAUCUUUGUUUUUAACUUUUUUCAUUCCUACUUUUUUUUAUUCCAUUUCUUGUUUCAAGCUAUGUUUUUUCCCUGCACAAAAAGAAUGAAGGUGUUAUUGCACUACUUGGUUUGAAUGAUGAUAAGUCAACUUUUGAAGUCUGCUACUGAAGACUUCAAAAGUCUCACUUUGUGAGUUUGUUUUGGGAAUUUUUCCUAAACCAUGUUCAGUAAUUGCAAACACAUAUAUGUGCAUAAGUUAAAAAUAUAUAUAUACAAAUGUAUUGACUUAUAGUCCCAGCAUACUUUUCACUUUUUCUGUCUGUUAAUUCAGUUUUUUAGCAGGAUUGUGUUAGAAGCUGACAGUUAAAUUAAAGUCUGUAUUGAGAUGA